Messenger RNA from Parnassius apollo (apollo), 411 nucleotides. The record is from the annotation of a GenBank genome assembly. Lineage: Eukaryota; Metazoa; Arthropoda; Insecta; Lepidoptera; Papilionidae.
AUGGGCAGGUGCAGUGUAAUAAGCUGCCGGAUGAAAAACAGGAAUACGCAUCAAAAUAUUACUUUGCAUAGAUUACCAGUGCUGCGCGAUGAUGCUUGGCCUUCAAGCGAGUUGUUGUUACCAGCUCAAUUUGAAAAUUGUAAGGAACAAGAAUCUGUUUCUCGCAAGGUGUUGGUAGAGAAACCUAGCUACAGCACUUCUAACUAUGCAGAGUUAUCAUCAGCCCAAUUUAACAAGUGUGAAGAACAAAAAUCCGUUUCUCACAUAGUACGAGAAGAGACGCCAGCAUUUCUAGCUAUUUACCAGCCCCAUGUUACAGGAGUGAGAAGCAACAAACUGUUCCUCACAAAGUAUUUGGAAAGAAACCUGUUUGCAACACUAACUUUAUUGAGGAUCAACAGUUUAAAAUAA